AUGGAAAAUUCAAAUAUUUUAUUUAGAAAUGAUGUUGCAGUAAUAGGAAUAGGGUUACGUUUUCCUGGAAAUGUAAAUUCACCUCAACAUUUUUGGGAAGCUUUGGAAAAUUCAUUUGAUGGAAUUGUCAGAGUUCCAAAAGAAAGAUGGUCAGAUACUUACCAUCAACAUCAAUUGAUCUCAAAUGAAAAUGCUGGAUUGCUGGAUUUCGAUGAAUGGAAAAAGUUUGAUCCAUUAUUCUUUGAAAUAUCACCUAAAGAUUCAGCGAUUCUUGAUCCACAAGAAAGAAUGAUGCUCACUCUUGCCUACGAAGCUUUAGAAGAUGCUCAAAUUCCAGUGAGGACUCUUCGUGAAUCAAACACUGGUGUAUUUGUUGGUGUUUCAAUUGUGGAUUAUCACCAUUUACAAACAAGCCAUUGUCAGUUGGAUCCAGCUCCAAAGGUAUUGUGUGAUUUCUUGACACAUUCUGUUAUUGCAAAUCGUGUUUCAUAUUGUUUUGAUUUCAGAGGUCCAUCGAUGUGUGUCGAUACUGCAUGUUCUUCAUCUUUAACUUCAACUGAUCUUGCAAUCAAAUUCAUUCAAGAUGGUGAAUGUGAUGUUGCACUUUCAUGUGGAACAAAUGCAAUCUUUGAUCCAAAUACAACAAUAAUGUAUAAUAAUCUUGGAGUUCUUGCAGAUCAUUGUCGUCCAUUCGAUCAAGAUGCAAAUGGAUUUGUUCGAGGUGAAGGAUGUGGUGUUGUUGUUUUGAAGAAACUUUCAUUGGCUGAAAGAGAUGGAAAUCGAAUUUAUGCAGUGAUUAAAGGAAGAGGAAUCAAUGCUGAUGGUCAUUGUAACAAGGAUUCAAUAUCUACUCCUUCAAAUACAAUUCAAUCUCAGAAUAUUAAACAAACACUUCAAAGAUCAAAUAUUGAUGCAUCACAAAUCUAUUAUGUUGAAGCACAUUCAACUGGAACUGUUGUUGGUGAUCCUAUUGAAGUAAAUGCAUUAAUCGAUGCAUUCUCUCAAAAUCACACACCAGAGAAACCAUUAAAGAUUGGAUCUGUCAAAUCCAACAUUGGACAUCUUGAAAGUGCAGCUGGAAUUGCAUCUCUCAUCAAAAAUAUAGAGCAAAUAAUAAAUGGUCGAACAAAAGAUCAAUAUUUUUUGAUUCCAAUCAGUGGAAAUUCAUCAUUUUCAAAUGAUAAAUAUUUUGAAUCAAUCAAACCCUAUCAAGAUAGAAUAUCAUUGAAAGAGUUUUCUCUCUAUCAAUCUUUGACAAAAUCAUUCCAUUCUCAAAGAAAAGUGAUUAUUGCUAAAAAUUGGGAUGAUUUCAAUUCAAAAUCAAUUGAAAUUGAAGGACAAACAACAAUCAAUAAUUCUCUAGAAAAGAAAUUGAUAUUUGUAUUUUGUGGACAAGGACCACAAUGGAAUCAAAUGGGAAUGAAUCUUUAUGAGAAUGAACCAAUAUUCAAAUCAAUAGUUGAUGAAUUAGAUUCUGCCCUCAAAGAAUAUUCUGGAUAUUCACUCAUUGAAAAGAUGAGAGAAAUUCCAAAUGAUUCAAAUGAUAUUCACAAUCCAAAUAUUGCACAACCAGCAUUGUUCUUAUUCCAAGUUGGACUUUUUGAACUUUAUCAUAAUUUUGGAUUGAAACCAUCAAUUGUUUUUGGCCAUAGUUUUGGAGAUAUUACAUCAGGAUAUAUUUCAGGAAAUUUAACAUUAUCAGAUGCAAUUAAAAUUGUUCAUUUGAGGGCAUCAUUCCAAAACGAAACAAUUGGAUCUGGAAGAAUGUUGGUUGUUGGAAUUGGUUCUGAUCAAUUCAACAAGAAUUAUCAAAAUCAAUUUGAAAAUCUUGAAAUUGCAUGUUAUAAUUCGAAUAAUUCAAUUGUAAUCACUGGAAACAAUGAUGAUUUGAAUGAAUUCGCAAAAAAAUUGAAACAAUCAGAUAUCUAUCAUACUUUCCUUCGAACUCCAUGUUCAUUCCAUUCUUCACAUCAAGAAGUUAUCAAAGACAAAGUAAUUAAUCAAAUCAAUAAUUUGAAAUCUAAAGCAUCUACAAUUCCAUGGUAUUCAACUGUAUCUGGUGAUUUGAAAUCAGAUGCAAUUGAUUCUCAAUAUAUUUAUGAUAAUAUCAGAAAUCCAGUAUAUUUCAAGAAGACAUUGGAUUCAAUUGUUCGAGAUCUCAAGGAUGAUUUGAAAGAUUAUGUUUUCAUUGAAAUAUCACCACAUCCAACUUUAUCAGGAUUGAUAACUCAAACAAUUCCUUCUGCAAAAGUGAUCUCACCAAUUCAAAGAAACAAAGAUGAACAAUUAUUAUUCAAAUCAUCAUUGGCAACACUUCAUUGUAUAGGUGUUAAUAUUGAUUUCAAAUCACAAUUCAAUCGAUUUGAUAUUUCAAAUCCAAUUUGGAGAGAUAAUUGUUCAAUUCUUCCUCGAUAUCAAUGGGAUUCUGAAAUCUAUUGGAGAGAAUCACAUCAAUCAAAAUCCAAAAGAUUGGAUGGACCUUUAACUUCAAUUCUUGGAAAACGAUCAGUUUUCAAUGGAAAUGAAUGUUAUCUAUCUGAUAUUGAUAUUGGAAGUAAACCAUUUGAAUAUUUGAAAGAUCAUCAAGUAAAAGAUCGUCCUAUUCUUCCAGGUGCUGCUUAUGUAGAAGCAAUCAUUGAAAUUUUCCAAUCUAAAAAACAAGAUAUUAUAAUAGAUAGAUUGGAAUUCAUCAAACCUUUCUUUUUGAACCAAAAUGGUCAAUCUCAGAAAUUGAUGACGAAUAUUGAAAAUAUUUCGAAACCUGAAUAUAAUUUGAAUUUCUACAACAAGAAUUCAGAUUAUUAUGAUUCAAAUGAUGAAUGGUUCCAUUCUGCAAAAUCAUCGGUUACCUUGGUUCAAAAUUCAAAUCAAACCAUUGAUUUUGAAUCAUUCAAGAAUCAAUGUAAUUUGACAACUUUAACUCAAGAAGAAUUAUACAAGAAGACUCUGAGAGUUGGAUUAAGAUACGGACCCGCAUUUCAACAUAUCAAAUCAAUAUCGAUUGGAAAUCAAAAGUCAUUUUCAACUUUACAAACCAAAUCAACAUUGAAUGCACCUUCGAAAAUUCUAAAUUCAACUUUGAUUGAUAAUUGUGCUCAAGGAUUGAUUGGUAUUCUUGAAGAUCGAAGACAAUUCAUUUUCAAAUCAAUCGAUAAAAUGAGAAUCAAUUAUCAAAGUCUUCAAGAAUUAGAAUCAAAUCCACCAGAUCAAUUAUUCUUAAUGACAAAAAUUCUAGAACAUAGUAAUUAUGAAUGUACUGGAAACAGUUUACUUGUUCAUCCAAAUGGUCAAUUGAUUUUAGAAAUGAAGAGAUUCACUGUUGGAACGAAUGAAAGAUUGAAGAUGAAGAAAAUCAAAUAUCCAGAUCAAGAAUUAUUUGAAUCUUUCAAACAAUCAAAAGAAUCAACCCUUUCAAAUCCCAAAGAUAUAAUUCCAUCACCACUCGUUGAGGAUUCUUUGGAAGGUCUAAAAAUCAAUCAUUAUAGAACUGAUUUCAUCAAGUCUAUUUAUUCAUUAUUUUUGAAUAAUAUUCCUAACUUCGAUCUUUCUCAAGUACUUAAUCAAACAAUUCAAGAAUCAAUGAUAAAAUUCAAAUUCAUUUCAAAUGAUACAAAUUUCAAAUUAUUUUCGAGAAUGGUUGAAAUUUUGAAAGAAGAAAAAGAAUUUUUAUCAUCUUGUGAUUUAAAAGAUCGAAAAUUAAUCCUUGAUGAUAUAUCUUUUUAUAAUACUGUUGAAUUAGGAAUUCAAUUAAUCUUUGAAACUUUGCGCGGAAAUGAUGAAUAUGGAGAACAAUUAUUCAAAGAUGGUGUAAUUUCUAAUAUAUACAAAUCUUCAUAUAUUCAAUACUAUUUCAAACAAACGUCAUUCAUUGCUGUUGAAUCGAUUUCAAAAUCAAUCGAAAAAUCAAAUUCAAAGAGAAUAAUCAAGAUUCUUGAAAUUGGAGGUGGAACUGGAACAGUAACAAACUAUUUAAUUCCAGAACUUGAUGAAAUGUUAUAUUCACUUGGUGAUCAAAAUGUUGAGGUUGUGUAUACAUUCUCAGAUGUUUCUUCAUUCUUUGUCAAUCCAAUGAAAGAUAAAUAUUCGAAUCAUUUCAAAUUCAAAUCAAAUUUGAAAAUGAAAUUCAAAGUGAUUGAUUUGGAUCAAGAUUUAUCAGAUCAAGGACUCUUGAAAUCAUCAUAUGACAUGAUUGUCAUGUCUCUGGUGAUUCAUGUUUGUCCAAAUAUAAGAUCAGCAAUUUCAAAUUGUCAUCAAAUUCUUUCCCCAAAUGGAAUAUUAUUAUUUGCAGAACCGGCCUAUAAAAACAUCAUCCCAGAUAUGUUGUUUGGAGGUUUCAAACAAUAUUGGAGUUAUAAUGAUGAUCGUGAUCAUUGUGCGCUCAAACCAAAUCAAUGGGUGGAAUUACUUUCUGAAAAUUAUCAAUUCAAAAAUAUCAGAAUACUUAGUCCAAAUGAUUCAAAUGGAAAUCAACUUCCACCUAAUCAAGGAUUGCUAUUUAUAAUUCAUUGUCAGAAACAUUCCAUUGACACUCUCAAAAUCAAUAACAUUGAACAACUAUCAAUUAUAAUCGAUGAAAAUCAAACAAUUCCAAUUGAAUAUUUUGAAAGCUAUUCAAAUCAGCAAAUUUCAUUGAUAAAUUCAAAUGAGAUUGAUUUGAAAUCAAACUUUCUCCUAAACUCUACUCAAAUUCUAUUUUUCCCAUCAAUUUUAGAUCAAUCAAUUGAUAACUAUCAAAAAACAAUAUUUUCAUUAAUCCAAUUGUUACAAAUGUUCACAUAUCAAGAGAGUCAACCUCGAAUCACAGUUGUCAUCAAAAAUAAUGAAUCAUCAAAUUAUUUAUCAAACUCUAUUAUUGGAAUUAUAAAUACAGCAUUUAUUGAUCAUAGAGAAUUGGAUUUAUUAAUAAUUGAUAUUGAUUCGCCUUUGAAUAAUGAUAAUAUUAAUUCAAUACUUCUUUUAUCGCAAAACAAAGAAUCACUAGGUGAAUUACAAUAUAGUAUCAUUGAUAACGUUCCAAUGGUUCAAAGAGAAUUCAAUAUCAAAGAUGAUAUUUUACAAUAUUCAAAUGCACAUGAAACAAAUAAUGAGAAUCUAUUAACAUUUGCAAAUUUGAAUCUCGAUUUCAAACUGAAGAAUAGAAGAGAGUUGAAACCAAAUGAAAUAGAGUUUGAAGUGAAAUCAGCUGGAAUUAAUUUCAAAAAUUAUUUAUAUCAUCUCCAAUUACUUCCUCAAAAAAUGAUGGUUGGAGGUGAUAUCUAUCAUCCACCAUUGUCCAAUGAAGGAUCUGGAGUAAUUUCAAGAGUUGGAAGUGAUGUAAAAGAUUUCAAAGUUGGUGAUGAAGUUAUGGCUUAUAAUAUACAAAAUGUUUUGACAUCUCAUGCAAUAUCGGAUCAAUCUUGUAUUAUUUUUAAACCAAAAGAACUUUCUCAUAAUGAAUGUGCAUCGAUUUCAGUUACUUACACCACUGUUUAUCAUUCAUUGUUUGAAAUUUGUAAUUUCGAUGCAAAGAAGGAUAUAAUAUUAAUUCAUGGUGCAACUGGUGGUGUUGGAAUUGCAGCAUUGAAUGUCUUGAGAAUGUUGAAGUGUAACCGAGUUUACGCAACCGCUGGAUCACAAGAAAAGAUUGAUUAUCUCAAAUCAAAUUAUUCAGAUAUUUUAAUUGAUGUUUUCAAUUCAUAUUCAAAUGAAUUUGCAGAUAAAAUCAAAGAACAAUGUAACGGUGUCGAUGUUCUCAUCAAUACAUUACCAGUUGAAUAUAUGAAGGAGAAUUUCGAAUCAAUGGCACCAUUUGGAAGAAUUGCAGAUAUUGUUGGCACUCAUGUAUUCAAUGAUAAUAUAUUAGGAUAUGGUCAAUUCAGAAAUGAUGUAAAAUACUGUUGUACUGAUUUACAAUAUAGAUUCUAUCUUAGAACUGAAUAUUGUACUAAUAUUCAAAAAGCAGUUAUCCAGGAUAUUGUAUCUGGAAGACUACAAUUGACACCAAUCAUAUCUUUUGACAGUUUAGAAUCAAAGAAAGCAUUCAAUCAUAUGAAAGAAAGAAAACAAAUUGGUAAAAUUGUUAUAGAUUGUUCAAAUAUUCAAGAAACAACUCUCAAACAAUUGAUAGAAUCAAAAGAUAGAAAACCAUUACCAAAGAUUGAUUUCAAAGUUGAUAUCUCAAAUACAAUCAUUGUCACCGGUCAAAGUGGUUUAGCACUUGAAUUGGUUCCUUGGCUUGCCAAACAUUCAAAUGCAUCUGAUAUCGUCGUUCUUUCAAAAUCAAAAUUGAAUAAUAGAAUGAAUCAAAUCAUAAAUUCAACAAAAUCAACAAGAAUUCAUUUCUAUCAAACCGAUAUCUCUGAUAUCAAUGAAUUAAAAUCAAGAAUUGAAUCAGUUUCAAAAUCAAUGCUACCAAUUGAAACAAUAUUCCAUCUUGCUACCAUUCUUGAAUCAUUCUCAAUUAAUGAAGUGACACCGGAGAAUAUCAAGAAAGUUCAUGAUCCAAAGGUUGUUGGUGCUUAUAAUCUCCAUACUCUAUCGAUAGAUUUAAGUUUACCUUUGAAACAAUUCAUUGUUUUUUCAUCAGUAUCUGGAUAUAGUGGUGAAGCAUCACAACCAUCAUAUAAUUCAGCAUGUCUGGCCGUUGAUGGAUUGUGUAAAUAUAGAAAUAAUAUUCUUGGAUUGAAAUCGAAAUCAAUCAGAUUAGGCCCAAUUCUUGGUGAAGGAACUGUUGCUGAAUCUGAAGGAAUUAAAGAAUUCUUCGUUUCAAGAGGUGUUUAUCCAAUUCCAUUAUCAAAAUUCUUUGGAGGACUUGAAGCAAUUAUUUCCCAACCUCUUUACUGUAAUCCAAUACUUUCGAGACUCAAUUCUGUCCAUUUAUAUGAAGUACAUUUGCAUAACCAAUAUGGAAUGGAUCAUUUGGUUUUUGGUGAAACUGGAAAAUCAAACACACUAAAUAUGAAUAUUGAUCCACUCGAAACAAUUUUAGAUGGUUUUUCUUCACUACUUUCAAUUCCAAAACAAAAACUGAGAGUAGAUACACCACUCAAGAAUUUUGGAGUUGAUUCAUUGAUGACAGUUCAAGUCAAAUUCUUUUUAGACACAAACAUUGAACAAGAUAUUUUCACGAUUUCCCAAAUCCCCAACUUGACAAUCAAUAGUAUUUAUACAUCUCUUUUAAAUCGUAAAAACUAUAAGAAAUAA
This is a messenger RNA of Heterostelium album PN500, 7182 nucleotides long. RefSeq names its product polyketide synthase. The record is from RefSeq and is a predicted model, not a curated record. The coding region runs from base 1 to 7182 and encodes 2393 amino acids. The transcript has 4 exons. Gene Ontology annotation, molecular function: acyltransferase activity; oxidoreductase activity. NCBI's taxonomy places the organism in Eukaryota, Evosea, Eumycetozoa, Acytosteliales, Acytosteliaceae.